Messenger RNA from Sitodiplosis mosellana (orange wheat blossom midge), 2173 nucleotides. RefSeq names its product serine proteinase stubble. Bases 545 to 1789 code for a protein of 414 amino acids. Gene Ontology annotation, molecular function: serine-type endopeptidase activity. NCBI's taxonomy places the organism in Eukaryota, Metazoa, Arthropoda, Insecta, Diptera, Cecidomyiidae. Gene Ontology annotation, biological process: proteolysis. The transcript has 9 exons. The record is from RefSeq and is a predicted model, not a curated record.
UCGGCAGUUGCUAUUGAAGAACCAUAGCGUUUGGAUCCCCGAAGCUUUAUGUCGGCCGCGUUAUUACCCGUAAAAAUCACGAUUUUCGAUUAGAAAACACGUCCGAUAAAAAUCAUUACUUGUUAUUCGUCAACGAAAAUUGAUUUCGUGUGCAUCCUGACGACACUCCCAUGAAUAAAUUAGUCCGUUAAUUUGGUGUGACAUUGAAUUUUGUUUGUUCGUUCGUUUUUGGUAUAUUUUUACGUCUGUGUUGUGUAAAGUGAUCGUGAUAAUUGUGAUAAAACUAGUCAAAAAUCGUUCGAAAUCCGAACAUUUUUACUGUCGCUGUAGCUCUUGAACUUAUCCAGAAAUCAAGCAAAAUCGCGCGCGCUUAAUCAUCACAAAGCUGGCCAGCCAUUGAUUAAUGAUAAACAACACAGCGACUGUAGCAGCAGCAGUAGCAGCAACGCAGCACAGCCAGCCAACGUAUGGAUUUGGAUUGGAAAACACGAAAAAGGCAUUAUUGUUAAUGGAUGUGAGGCUGCAACAAUUGCACACAUGCUAAAUGAUGCUGACAUGGCUUUUCAAUCCAAUUUCAAUAUUCGUUCUUAUCUCAUCAUGCACGAUUUGGUUGCCAUUCUCUGAAGCAAAUAUUUUGCAUUCCGUACUUGGGUUGCCCAGCCAAUGUACACACAACAAUGUGAUUCGAUCGUGUACACUAUCGUUUUCAUGUUGGAUACAAGGUGGUCGUCAUACCGAAGGCUGUGGCGAAAAUAAAUGGCUGUUUUCGUGCUGCAUUUCCGACAAUGAACUGGACUUCAAUUCAGCGAUCAGCUUCAAUGCACCCAUCAAAGCGAACUAUUUUGACAACGAUUCGCCAAUGCGAUUCAAUAUGGGCAAAAUUAAAGCACAUCCAAUGACACCAACAGUGCCAACAUUCAAACAUAAUAUGUUGCGUCGACGCAUGGACGACCAUGAUGGAAUGUUUUCGAAUUUACCAUUUCAGAAUCAGUUGGAGUGUGGAAUUCCAAGAACGGCACAAAAUACUAUCCAAAAGCGAAUCAUUGGUGGUCGGGUCGCUCCUUUUGCUGCACUUCCAUGGCAAGCACACAUUCGCAUCGCUGAAUAUCAAUGUGGCGGAGUUUUAGUGUCUCGGUAUUUCGUUAUAACGGCCGCACAUUGCAUUGAACAAGCUCGUAUGAAAGAUAUUAUUGUGUAUUUGGGCGAGCUGGAUACACAAGAUUCAGGCAAAGUGCACGAGCCGUGGCCGGCGGAAAAACACUAUGUCAAUCGGAAAAUUAUUCAUCCCAAUUUUAAGUUUCGUAUCGCACAACCAGAUCGCUACGAUUUAGCAUUGCUGCAAUUGGCAAUUCCGACAAGUUUCACUAAUCACAUUUUACCAAUUUGCUUACCGACAACAAAUAUUGAUCUCAUGGGACGCAAAGGAGUAAUCGCCGGAUGGGGCAAAACGUCGGCAGACCUAUCCUCUGGACACACAGGCACAGCAAUUUUACAAACGGCAUCCGUACCUAUAAUCAGUGCCACGGAGUGUAUAAAGUGGCACAAGAAAAAGAAUAUUUUCGUUGAAUUGUACGAGGAGAUGUUUUGUGCGGGAUAUUCUGACGGAAAGCAGGACGCAUGUUUAGGCGACAGUGGCGGUGGUCUGUAUCUGGUGGAGAAUGGAAAAUUCACAUUGGUUGGCAUUACGAGUGCAGGCUUUGGAUGCGGUGUCGACCAUCAGCCCGGCAUUUAUCACAAUGUUCAAUUGACCGCCAAAUGGAUUCAAAACGUGCUAAACCGAUACUACUGAAUCGAUUUCUCGCUCUCAUUUUACUUGUUCAAUUCGUGUUUUUUUUUUUUUCAUUACAAUUUAUUUUUCCAAAUUUUUUGUUUUUAUUCGUUAUUUCAUUUGAAGCAUUCUCCUCAUUUCCGUAGCAAUUAGGCGUUGUAAAAAUAAAACACACACAGAUAUGCAUCACAUUUAAUUUUAUUUUGUAAAUUAAAAUUCAAUGAAAAAUGAAACCAAUUCGAAUUUUGUUUUUGGAAUUAAGUGAAAUAAGAAUGGAUUUGAUGGAAUCAAAUAUCCGAUUGCGUCGCUCGAAUCGAUUCGAUUGCAGAAUGAGGCUUUUUCUGGACUGCGAAUCAAUUGCUUUGGUUUAAUUUUCGCGAUUUAUUUGUUUUUUUUUCAUCAUUA